Messenger RNA from Darwinula stevensoni, 9164 nucleotides. The record is from the annotation of a GenBank genome assembly. Lineage: Eukaryota; Metazoa; Arthropoda; Ostracoda; Podocopida; Darwinulidae.
AUGCCGAAUGGGUCGAUCCAGGUGGAGAUGGGCACCAUGAGAAGGCCUGCAGGCAAAGGGAUCUUGUCUAAUUCCAACGAAAUUGCCUUAUCCUUCGAAAAUGUGGAUGCUUGGUCCGUACCAAAAAAAUCCUCCGGGAAUAGACUGCUCAAUCUCUGCCGGAAGACAGAAGCUGAUAAUGCGAAACACAUCCUCCGAAAUGUAACUGGAAUCGUGCGUCCGGGGGAAAUGUUGGCCAUCAUGGGAGCCAGUGGGGCCGGAAAGACUACAUUGAUGAACGUGAUGACGUCGAGGAACUUGGGGAAACUCAGGGUCUCCGGGAAACUCAUGGUGAAUGGGAAAACUAUCAAAAGGAGCGCAUUAACGAGUAUGUCCGCCUAUGUCCAACAAGAAGAUCUAUUCAUCGGUACCCUCACAGUCAGGGAACACCUACGAUUCCAGGCUCGAUUGAGAAUGGAGAAAGAUAUCAAAUAUCGGCAGCGUAUGGAUCGUGUGGAAGAGGUCAUCAUGGAGUUGGGAUUGAGUAAAUGUUCAGACACAAUAAUUGGGAUCCCUGGACGGAUCAAGGGCAUUUCUGGCGGAGAAAUGAAGCGACUCUCUAUCGCCUCCGAGGUCCUGACUGAUCCACCGUUGCUCUUCUGCGACGAGCCGACCUCAGGCCUGGACUCGUUCAUGGCCCAGCAAGUUGUGGCUCUCAUGAAGUCCCUGGCAGAGAAGGGGAAGACCGUCCUUUCAACCAUCCAUCAACCUUCAUCUGAAGUCUACACCAUGUUCGAUCGUGUUCUCCUCAUGGCAGAGGGGAGGGUUGCGUACCUGGGAGACGCUGAUCAAGGCAUCAACUUCUUUCGACAGAUGGGCCACGAAUGCCCGUUGAACUACAACCCGGCGGACUUCUACAUCCACACCUUGGCCAUCGUUCCGGGAGCGGAGGAAGAAUGUCGAGAAAGGGUGGCCCAGAUCUGCGACGCAUUCAGAGACUCAGAAGAGGGGAAGGCUCUGGCGAAGGAAGUCGGCUUAUCCAGCGACGAAUUCACUAAGGCCAUCCCAAACGACCUGACGGAUGAUAACCUGAAUAACAUUGAGAAGACUUCCAGGUACAAGGCGUCAUGGUUUGCUCAAUUUCUCGCCGUCUUAUCCCGAUCCUGGACGGCAAACCUUCGAGAACCCAUGGUCGUUAAAAUUCGAUUCAUCCAAACCCUGAUGGUGGGCAUUCUGUUGGGGAUCAUAUACCUGCAGCAGGAUCCCUCAUUAGAGGGUGUGAUGAACAUCAAUGGCGCUCUUUUCCUCUUCCUUGUGAAUAUGCAUUUCCAGAAUUCCUUUUCAGUCAUCAACGUGUUCUGCGAAGAGCUACCUGUCUUCUUACGGGAACACACGAGUGGGAUGUACAGAACAGACGUGUAUUUCGUGAGCAAGACAUUAGCCGAGUUUCCGUUCUAUGUGAUCUUUCCUGUCAUCUACGUGGCUGUUCCCUAUUACAUGAUCGGCUUCAACGCAUCAGUGGAUCGCUUCUUCAUCUGCGUCCUCAUCAUGGUCAUCGUUGCUAAUGUCGCUUGCUCCUAUGGGUACAUGGUAUCGUGCAUCGCAAGCACUGUCACCAUGGCUUUGUCUCUUGCUCCACCUAUGACAAUUCCGCUCAUGCUCUUUGGCGGAUUUUUCCUCAACAAUGAAAGGCCGGAAAGCAAUGGGAUCUUGCCUACUUCCAAGGAAAUUGUCUUUUCUUUCGAUAAUGUGGAUGUUUGGUCAGUACCAAAAAAUACAUUUGGGAAAAGACUGCUCAAUCUCUGCCGGAAGACAGAAACUGAAAAUGCGAAACACAUCCUCCGGAACGUGACUGGCAUUGUGCGUCCGGGGGAAAUGCUGGCCAUCAUGGGAGCGAGUGGGGCCGGUAAGACGACGCUGAUGAAUGUGAUGACAUUGCGGAAUUUGGGGCAUCUUAGGGUCUCCGGAAAACUCAUGGUGAAUUGGAAAACUUUCAAGAGGAGUGCGUUGUCGAGUAUGUCUGCCUAUGUCCAACAGGAAGAUCUCUUCAUUGGCACCCUAACAGUCAGGGAACACCUACGAUUCCAAGCUCGAUUGAGAAUGAACGAAGAAAUCAAAUAUCGGAAGCGCAUGGAUCGUGUGGAAGAGGUUAUCACGGAGUUAGGAUUGACUAAAUGUUCAAACACAAUGAUUGGUGUCCCCGGACGGAUCAAGGGCAUCUCUGGCGGAGAAAUGAAGCGACUCUCUAUCGCCUCCGAGGUCCUGACUGAUCCGCCAUUGCUUUUCUGUGACGAACCUAUCUCAGGCCUGGACUCGUUUAUGGCCCAGCAAGUUGUGGCUCUAAUGAAGGCCCUGGCCGAGAAGGGAAAGACGGUCAUUUCAAUCAUCCAUCAACCUUCAUCUCAAGUCUACAACAUGUUCGAUCGUGUUCUGUUCAUGGCAGAGGGGAGGGUUGCAUUCAUGGGAGACGCUGAUCAAGGCAUCAACUUUUUUCGACAGAUGGGCCACGAAUGCCCGUUGAACUUCAACCCAGCGGACUUCUUCAUCCACACCCUGGCCAUCGUUCCGGGAGCGGAAGAGGAAUGUCGACAAAGGGUGACCCAGAUCUGCGACGCAUUCAGAGACUCAGAAGAGGGGAAGGCUCUGGCGAAGGAAGUCGGUUUAUCCAGCGACGAGUUGACGAGGACGAUCCCGAAUGACCUGACAGACGAUAGCCUGAAUAACAAUGAGAAGACUUCCAGGUACAAGGCGUCAUGGUUUGCUCAAUUUUUCGCCGUCUUAUCCCGAUCCUGGACUGCAAACCUUCGAGAACCCAUGGUCGUAAAACUUCGAUUCAUCCGAACCAUGAUGCUGGGUAUACUAUUUGGCAUCACUUUUCUACAGCAGGAUCCCACGUCAGAAGGUGUGAUGAACAUCAAUGGAGUCCUUUUCCUUUUCCUUUUCAAUAUGCACUUCAUGAAUUCCUAUUCAGUAAUCAAUGUGUUCUGCGAAGAGCUGCCUGUCUUUUUACGGGAACACACGAAUGGCAUGUACAGAACAGACGUGUAUUUCAUGAGCAAGACGUUGGCCGAGUUUCCGUUCUACGUGCUCUUUCCUAUCAUCUAUGUGGCUAUACCCUAUUACAUGAUCGGUUUCAACGCAUCAAUGGAUCGCUUCUUCAUCUGCGUCCUCAUCAUGGUCAUCGUUGCCAAUGUCGCUUGCUCCUACGGGUACAUGGUAUCGUGCAUCGCAAGUACUGUCCCCAUGGCUUUGUCUCUGGCUCCAAUUACGACAAUUCCACUCAUGCUCGUUGGUGGCUUCUUCCUCAACAACAACUCUAUCCCAGUGUACUUAAUAUGGCUGAAAUACGUGUCAUGGUUCUACUACGGGAGCGAGGCCAUCAUGAUCAAUCAAUGGAAAGAUUAUGAAUGGAAAGAUGCCAGGAAUUCCACCUCAAUAUUUGGCAAUGACACGACGCUGAUGAACGUGUUGACGUCCAGAAACUUGGGGAAACUCAGAAUCUCUGGGAAACUCAUGGUGAAUGGGAAAGCUAUCAAGAGGAGCGCGUUGACGAGCAUGUCAGCCUACGUCCAACAGGAAGAUCUCUUCAUCGGCACCCUCACAGUCAGGGAACACCUACGAUUCCAGGCACGAACCAUGAAAGCCCAAUUGAGAAUGGACAAGGAAAUCAAGUAUCGACAGCGCAUGGAUCGUGUGGAAGAAGUCAUCAUAGAGUUAGGAUUGAGUAAAUGUUCAGACACAAUAAUUGGGAUCCCCGGACGGAUCAAGGGGAUCUCAGGUGGCGAAAGGAAGCGACUCUCUAUCGCCUCUGAGGUCCUGACUGAUCCACCGUUGCUUUUUUGUGACGAGCCGACCUCAGGCUUGGACUCAUUUAUGGCCCAGCAAGUCGUGGCUCUCAUGAAGUCCCUGGCCGAGAAGGGGAAGACCGUUCUUUCAACCAUCCAUCAACCUUCAUCUGAAAUCUACACCAUGUUCGAUCGGGUUCUACUCAUGGCAGAGGGGAGGGUUGCGUACCUGGGAGACGCUGAUCAAGGCAUCGACUUCUUUCGACAGAUGGGUGAGGAAUGCCCGUUAAACUACAAUCCGGCUGACUUCUACAUCCACACCUUGGCCAUCGUCCCGGGAGCGGAGGAAGAAUGUCGACAGCGGAUAGACCGGAUCUGUGACGCAUUCAGAGAUACAGAUGAAGCGAAGACUCUGCUGAAGGAACUUGGCUCAUCCAGCGAAGAGGCGGGUGGGGAAACCCCAAAUGACAUGACGAGCGAGAACUACAAUGAGAAGACGUCCAAGUAUAAAGCAUCCUGGUUACCACAAUUUAUUGCCGUCUUAUCGAGAUCCUGGACUGCAAACCUUCGGGAACCCAUGGUCAUGAAAAUUCGACUCAUCCAAACCCUGAUAGUGGCCAUACUGCUCGGAAUUAUCUACCUGCAGCAGGAUUACACACUCGAGGGGGUAAUGAACAUCAAUGGCGCCCUUUUCCUCUUCCUUGCCAAUAUGCACUUCCAGAAUUUCUUUUCAGUCAUCAAUGUGUUCUGCGAAGAGUUACCUGUCUUCUUACGGGAACACCUGAGUGGAAUUUACAGAACAGACGUGUAUUUCAUGGGAAAAACGUUGGCCGAGUUUCCGUUCUAUGUCAUCUUUCCUGUCAUCUAUGUGGCUCUUCCCUAUUACAUGAUCGGCUUCAACGAAUCGGCGGAUCGUUUCUUCAUCUGCGUCCUCAUCAUGGUCAUCGUCGCCAAUGUCGCUUGCUCCUUCGGGUACUUCAUAUCGUGCAUCGCAAACACUGUGACCUUGGCUUUGUCUUUGAGUGCACCUAUGUCCAUUCCAAUCAUGCUCUUCGGUGGCUUCUUCCUCAACAAUGACUCUGUCCCGGUGUACUUCAUAUGGCUGAAAUACGUCUCAUGGUUCUACUAUGGCAACGAGGCCCUCAUGAUCAAUCAGUGGAAAGAUGUUGAAUGGAAAGUCUUGCCUCCUUCCAACGAAAUUUCCUUCUCCUUCGAAAAUGUGGAUGUUUGGUCCGUACCAAAAAAUUCCUCCGGGAAUAAGCUGCUCAAUCUCUGCCGCAAGACAAAAGUUGAAAGCGUGAAACACAUCCUCCGGAAAGUAACUGGGAUCGUGCGUCCGGGGGAAAUGUUGGCCAUCAUGGGAGCGAGUGGGGCCGGAAAGACGACGCUGAUGAACGUGAUGACGUCGAGGAAUUUGGGGAAACUCAAGGUCUCCGGAAAACUCAUGGUGAAUGGGAAAACUAUCAAGAGGAGCGCAUUAACGAGCAUGUCCGCCUACGUCCAACAGGUUGAUCUCUUCAUUGGCACGCUCACUGUCAGGGAACACCUGAAAUACCAAGCCCGAUUGAGAAUGGAGAAAGAAAUAAAAAAUAGACAGCGCAUGGAUCGUGUGGAAGAAGUCAUCAUGGAGGUUAUGGCAAAAAUGUUAUUCUUCAUAUUAUUUUAUGCAUCAUCUUUGGGAUUGAGUAAAUGUUCAGACACAAUAAUUGGUAUCCCCGGACGGAUCAAGGGCAUCUCGGGUGGGGAAAUGAAACGACUCUCCAUCGCCUCUGAGGUCCACAUUCCAUUAUCUCAUUCAUAUUUCUUUAUUUUUCUUAAACGGAAUGUUCAUGUUGCAUACGUUCUGACUGAUCCACCAUUACUUUUCUGCGACGAGCCGACCUCAGGCCUGGACUCUUUUAUGGCCCAGCAAGUUGUAGCUCUCAUGAAGUCCCUGGCCGAGAAAGGGAAGACCGUCCUUUCAACCAUCCAUCAACCUUCAUCAGAAGUCUACGCCAUGUUCCAUCGGAUUCUGCUGAUGGCAGAGGGAAGGGUUGCGUUCCUGGGAGACGCUGAUCAAGCCAUCUCCUUCUUUCGGCAGAUGGGCCACGAAUGCCCGUUAAACUACAACCCGGCGGACUUCUAUAUCCACAACCUGGCCAUCGUUCCGGGAGCGGAAGAGGAAUGUCGAGAAAGGGUGACCCAGAUCUGCGACGCAUUCAGAGACUCAGAAGAGGGGAAGGCUCUGGCGAAGGAAGUCGGCUUAUCCAGCGACGAGUUGACGAGGUCGAUCCCGAAUGACCUGGCAGACGAUAACCUGAAUAGCAAUGAGAAAACUUCCAGGUACAAGGCGUCAUGGUUUGCUCAAUUUUUCGCCGUCUUAUCCCGAUCCUGGACGGCAAACCUCCGAGAACCAAUGGUCGUGAAAAUUCGAUUCGUCCAAACCCUGAUGGUUGCCCUAUUGUUGGGGAUCAUCUACCUGCAGCAGGAUUACACGCCCGAGGGGGUGAUGAACAUCAAUGGCGCCCUUUUCCUCAUUCUCGCCAAUAUGCAUUUCAUGAAUUCCUUUGGAGUCAUCAAUGUUUUCUGCGAAGAGCUACCAGUAUUCUUACGAGAACACACGAGUGGGAUGUACAGAACAGACGUGUAUUUCAUGGGGAAAACGUUGGCCGAGUUUCCGUUCUACGUCAUCUUUCCUGCCAUCUACGUGGCAGUUCCCUAUUACAUGAUCGGUUUCAACGCAUCGGCGGAUCGCUUUUUCAUCUGCGUCCUCAUAUUGGUCAUCAUCGCAAAUGUCUCUUGCUCCUACGGCUACAUGAUAUCGUGCAUCUCAAGCAGUGUCACCAUGGCUUUGGCUUUGGCUCCACCAAUGACCAUGCCACUCAUGCUCUUCGGUGGCUUCUUCCUCAACAACGAGUCAGUCCCUGUGUACUUCAUAUGGCUGAAGUACGUCUCAUGGUUCUACUACGGGAACGAGGCCCUCAUGAUCAAUCAGUGGAAAGAUGUUGAAUGGAAAGUUGCUGGGAAUUCCACCUCAGGCAAUGACGUCCUCGACUCCCUCAACUUCGACAAGAACAAUCUACCACGGGACGUUUCCCUGCUGUUGGCCCUGAUGGCGGGAUUGCGCAUCAUCGCCUUCCUGGCCCUCUACAUCCGAGCUAAAUGGCAUUGUGCGCCCGGGGGAAAUGUUGGCCAUCAUGGGAGCGAGUGGGGCCGGAAAGACGACGCUGAUGAACGUGAUGACGUCGAGAAACUUGGAGAAACUCAGGGUCUCCGGAAAACUUAUGGUGAAUGGAAAAACUAUCAAGAGGAGUGCAUUAACGAGUAUGUCCGCCUAUGUCCAGCAGGAAGAUCUCUUCAUCGGCACCCUCACAGUCAGGGAACACCUACGAUUCCAGGCACGAACCACGAAAGUCUCCAAAAACAUGAAUUUUCAAUCGCCCGACUGAGAAUGGAGAAAGAAAUCAAAUAUCGGCAGCGUAUGGAUCGUGUGGAAGAGGUCAUCAUGGAGUUGGGAUUGAGUAAAUGUUCAGACACAAUAAUUGGUGUCCCCGGACGGAUCAGGGGCAUCUCAGGUGGAGAAAUAAAGCGACUCUCCAUCGCCUCUGAGGAAAGCAUUCCUAUUGACAAUCAGGUCCUGACUGAUCCACCGUUGCUCUUCUGCGACGAGCCGACCUCAGGUCUGGACUCGUUCAUGGCCCAGCAAGUCGUGGCUCUCAUGAAGUCCCUGGCCGAGAAGGGGAAGACCGUCCUUUCGACCAUCCAUCAACCUUCAUCCGAGGUCUUCGCCAUGUUCGAUCGGAUUCUGCUCAUGGCAGAGGGGAGGGUUGCAUUCCUGGGAGACGCUCAUCAAGCCAUCGCCUUCUUUCGCCGGUAUGGUGCCCUGAAAUACUCAUGUAAACACUCGCAGCCAAGUAAGAUGGGCCAUGAAUGCCCAUCGAACUUCAACCCUGCCGACUUCUUCAUCCACACCCUGGCCCUCGUCCCGGGAUCAGAGGAGGAAUGUCGACAACGGGUGGCCCAGAUCUGCGACGCAUUCCGAGACUCGGAAGAGGGGAAGGCUCUGGGAAACGAAAUUGGCUCACCCGACGACGAGGCGCCCUCUAACGACCUGGCAGACACCAACCAGAACCAGACCGAGAAGACGUCCAGGUACAAGGCCUCCCGCUUCUCCCAGUUUCGGGCGGUCCUCUCCCGUUCCUGGACGGCCAACCUGCGGGAGCCGAUCAUCAUUCGAUUCCGAAUCGUCCAAACCCUGGUCGUGUCCUUACUGCUCGGGAUCGUCUUCCUGCGACAGGAUUACACGACGCAGGGCGCGAUGAACAUGAACGGGGCCCUCUACUUCUUUCUCAUCAACAUGCACUUCCAGAAUUCCUUCUCGGUGAUCAACGUGUUCUGCGAAGAGUUGCCCGUGUUCCUAAGGGAGCACCAGAGCGGGAUGUACGGAACGGGCGUUUAUUUCGUGAGCAAGACGCUGGCCGAGUUCCCGUUCUACGUCCUGUAUCCGCUCCUCUACACGGCGGUCGCGUAUUACAUGGUCGGGCUCAACGAGUCGCUCGAUCGGUUUGUCGUCUGCGUCCUCAUCAUGGUCGUCGUCGCCAACGUCGCCUGUUCCUUCGGUGGGCCGGAGGAUCCCGAGUUUCCCGAGCGCCGACCCCGAAUCGACUCGAGUUUUUUAAUUUCUCUUUCAGGGUACAUGGUGUCGUGCAUCGCAAACAGCGUCGCCGGGGCGUUGUCGUUGGCCAUGCCUAUCUCUCUCCCACUCCUUAUGCUUGGUGGCUUCUUCCUCAACAACGACUCAGUCCCCGUGUACUUCGUAUGGCUGAAAUACAUCUCGUGGUUCUACUACGGGAACGAGGCCACGAUGAUCAAUCAAUGGAAGGACGUCGAGAGCAUCCAGUGCGAGCGCGGGAACUCCUCCGCGCCGAUCGAGUGUCCCGACGGGAAUGCACUCCUCGCUUCCCUCCACUUCGACGCGGGGAAUUCCUACCGGUCGCUGAGUCCGCGAGAGGAGGGAUCGGUCCUGGCCUGGAAAGACCUCGACGUCCAUGCCCCGAUCAGGCAUUUCGACUGGUGGCGGCGACGCAGCACCCCCAAGUAUAAACAGGUUCUCUUCGCUGCCGAAGGAUGCGCGAGACCAGGCGAAUUCCUCGCCAUCCUGGGAGCCAGCGGAUCCGGCAAGACGACGAUGCUGACCUGCCUCGCCCAGCGAGCCUCCCCCGACCUCCUCAUCCGCGGCCAGGUCUCCCUGGACGGCCGGGAGGUCAGGGACUUCUUCGAUCGAUCCGUCGCCAGCGUCUCGGGGUUCGUCCACCAGGACGACGUCUUCCUCCCCAGCCUCACCGUCCGGGAACACCUGCGGUUCAUGGUAUUGCGGGGUGUCGGGGUGAGGCAGGGAAAAGGUAACCGAGAGUAACUGAG